AAUAAAUAAUAAAGAGAGAAAAGAAAGAGCAAAGUGUUGGAGCACCGUCUCUCUGUGCUUGUGUUUGCUUAAUGUUUCUCCCUUUUUUUUCUUUUGCUUAUGCUACACAGUUAUGUCUCACCCUUCCCUCAUUUCUUUCUCUUUCACUCUGAAAAACACCAUUCAAAGGUUUUAAUGACUACCCUCCAUUUUUGAACCUCUCUCUCUCUCCAAGUCUGAGCCUUGUUGUUCAGACUCGCUUUCUCUGCUUACUCAGACACUGAGACACUUUUCUUUUCUGUCAUUGGCUCUCUGUUUGCUUCCAAAAGCGGUACCCCAUAACCCAAACAUUCAAACAACCUCUUUUUCUAUCUUCCUUUAUCAGAUCUAUUAUCACCCUCUUUGUUUCUGAUAGCCAUUGCCGGGUAAGACAUGAGUAAAGAAGAGUUUUUGAAGAUACAGAAAUGUGUUCUUAAAGUGAACAUACACUGUGACGGCUGCAAGAACAAAGUUAAGAAAAUCUUGCAGAAGAUUGAUGGGGUUUUUACCACAGAGAUAGAUGCAGAACAAGGGAGGGUGACGGUUUCGGGGAAUGUGGACCCCAACGUUCUCAUCAAGAAGCUUUCAAAAUCAGGGAAACAUGCAGAGCUAUGGGGUGCACCUAAAGGAAACAACAAUAACAACAUUGCUAACCAGUUGAAGAACAUGCAAAUUGACAAUGGCAAUAGUGGAGUAAACAACAAGGGUCAGAAUCAGAAAGGUGCAAUUAACCAACCAAAGGGUAAUCAACAAGGACAGAACCCCCAGCAACAGCAGCUUCAGCUUCAACAACAGCAGCAGCUUCAGCAGCAGCUGCAACAGCUUCAGCAGAUGAAAGGGUUUCAAGAUCUGAAGCUGCUGCCUCAAUUCAAGGACAUGAAACUGCCCAAUCAGAACCCCAACGCCAAAGCAGUGAAGUUCAGUUUGCCUGAAGAUGAUCUCUCUGAUGAUGAUAUAGAUGACUUGGAUGAAGAUUAUGAUGAUGAGUUUGAUGAUGAUGAUGAUGAAAUGGAUGAUCCUCAGCAUCCUUUAAAUAAGACAAUGAAGCCGCCUAUGGGAAAUGGGGCUCACAUGAUGUUGAAUGGUAUGGGUAUGAUGAAUCAGAAGGGAGGCAAUGGUGGAGGAGGUAAUGGGAAGAAAGGAGGGGGUGGCGGCGGUAGUGGACAUGUGCCUGUUCAAGUACAUAACUUGGGGGGUGGACAUGAUGGUAAAAAUGGGAAUGGAGGAAAAAAAGGUGGCGGCGGCGGCGGUGGUGGAAAUAAUCAGAAUCAAGGUGGAGGUAACAAAAACAAUGGUGGCAAAAAUGGAGGGGGCAUGGGCAUGCCGGAGGGUAAAAGUGGAAACAAAAAUAGUGGCGGUAAUGGUGGAGGCGGCGGCAUUCCAAAUAACAAUGGGAAUGGAGGUAAAAAGGGUAAUGUAAUGGAUAGUGGUGUUCAAGCUGUGAACAAUGGGUUCCCAAACAUGGGUGGUGGUCAUAAUCCUACUAUGGCUGGGCCUAAUGUGGGGCCUAUGGGUGGUAACAUGAGUAUCCCUGUGGCCAACAUGCAAAUGAACCAAAUGGGUAACAUCCCAGCCGUUCAAGGCCUUCCCGCAGCCACUGUGAAUGGUGGCGGUGGGGGUGGAUACUUCCAAGGUGGUGGUGGUCCUGAUAUGAUGGCCGGAAAUCCUUACCAACAACAACAGUACAUGGCUGCUAUGAUGAACCAACAAAGGGCAAUGGGGAAUGAUAGAUUUCAACCAAUGAUGUAUGCUAGGCCCCCGAUGGCUGUCAAUUACAUGUAUCCUCCUCCUUAUAGCUAUCCUCCUCCUCCUCCUCAGGAACCAUAUUCCAACUUUUUCAGUGAUGAAAAUACUUCCAGCUGCAGUGUUAUGUGAAGAAAUAUGGAAUAGUGUGGUGGUGCUGACAAGAGAGGGGUGUUCGUUAUGCUUGCAGACCCUUUCUAAUCUGAUGCAAUAUUAUACAAUGGGAAUGAGUUUUAAUUUUAGUUUGGUUUUCAAUUUUCUAUUAUAUUAUCCCUUUUCAUCCAAGGUAAACUAGAGCUUUAAAUUACCAUAGGAGAGUAAUUUAUAGAUUUUAUAAUAUUAUGAUCUUGGAAAGUAUGAGAUGUAACUGGGGGGAUAUGGUGGUGGGCUUCCUCCAUGUGAGAUGUUUAUAUGUGUUUAUAUGUCGCAAACAGAAAUAAAUUUCAGAAGAAAAACAAAAAAAAAAAAAAAAAGAGAGAGAGG
Abrus precatorius (Indian licorice) is the source of this 2244-nucleotide messenger RNA. Its product is annotated as heavy metal-associated isoprenylated plant protein 33-like. Gene Ontology annotation, molecular function: metal ion binding. The transcript is spliced from 3 exons. Lineage: Eukaryota; Viridiplantae; Streptophyta; Magnoliopsida; Fabales; Fabaceae. Bases 412 to 1893 code for a protein of 493 amino acids. The record is from RefSeq and is a predicted model, not a curated record.